AUGCGAGAUUUUUCUGAUGUGCGCUAUGUGAAGAAUACUUGUGAUCACAGAGCAAGAGUCAAGAGGCAUUUCCUGGGCUUCAACCAAUCUCCCAUCAUGGGGCGCGGCAGCGGGUCCAAGGCGGGCCACAGAGCCCAGUGGCUAGCUCACAGUGGCAUCUCGCUGGUGGUCCUGGGCCACUUGACCUUGGUGCUGGGGGCCAUCAUCCACAGCUCCCUCCUGCGCCACGUGGCCUGGCCCGUGCACACCAUCACCUCGGAGUACGCCGUGGCUAAUGUCGUUCUGGUGGCUUCCGGGCUGUUGAGCGUUGCUGCUGGCGUCCUGCCAAUCCUGGUGUCCCGGAGCUUCUCCCACCGUUGCCUGUCUUGGAUCCUGGUUGUGCUGGCCCUGGCAAACGUCCUUAUCUCAGGAGCCUGCUGCAUGGGGCUGGCACUUGCCAUCUCCCCCGCUGUUGUCAACGGUGGCCAUCAUCUCUUUACUGGUUGCAACAGUUCUGCCCUUCCAGCUGAUGCCCGCACUGUGAUAACAAACAAGUGCCCUUUUGACACUACCCGCAUCUAUGACACAGUACUGGUCCUCUGGCUUCCUUCCUUGUUGAUGGCAGCAGUGGAAGCCAGUUUGUCUGCCUGGUGUUGCACAGCCUCCCUC
Rhineura floridana is the source of this 648-nucleotide messenger RNA. Its product is annotated as keratinocyte-associated protein 3-like. The annotation marks the transcript as partial. The record is from RefSeq and is a predicted model, not a curated record. The transcript has 2 exons. Lineage: Eukaryota; Metazoa; Chordata; Lepidosauria; Squamata; Rhineuridae.